AGAAAUUGAGAAUUGCCUAUUCACUAAGAAGUGAAAUUUCUGUCUCACUCUCUGUGGUCGUUCGAAGUGAAGAAUCCAUCGGCACACCUUCGCUCCGACUCCACCAUUAACAUGUGAUUUUUGUUUUUGAGAUGAUCUUUUGCUCUGUCCUCUCUGAUUAUCGAACCCAAUGGAUCCUUCUGAGCCUCAAAUUCAUACUGUGCCCAUUUGAUUUUCGUACACGGCCUGACCCGUUGCCACACGGGUAAUAAUAUGGUACGGGUACUGCUAUGCCCAUAUUCAAUUGAACACUUGGGCUGACCCGCUGACCUAACCCCUGCGUCAUCACAAGUCGCUACCCCCCAGGAAAUCAGCUUCGGCGUAGAUGUGGGCUUCACUCACCAGCGUUGGCUUACGAAUUCUGUGCAACCGCCUUGUUUCUGUGCCAUCUGUCGUCGCCGAAGCUCCUCUGUUGCAUUUGAGAUUCCGGAGGUCCACAUUCAUGGAGAGUCGGCACAAUCCCACCGCUGGAAGCCGCUAUUUCACCUCCUCAGCUCAUUCUACCAGAAGUGGGGUUAGAGGUGGAGGAUUGGAGAUGGAAGACAAUCGCCGAAGAUCAAGAGGCCGUGGUAGCGGAUCUUCUGGGAAUGAUAAAAUUGAUGCUCUUGGCAGACUACUGACACGUAUACUGCGGCACAUGGCUUCUGAGCUGAAGCUAGAAAUGAGGAGUGAUGGAUAUGUCAAGGUCCAAGAUGUGCUGAAGCUCAAUUUGAAGACUUUCGCUAAUAUUCCUCUAAGAUCGCACACAAUAGAGGAUGUUAGAGAGGCCGUCAGGAAGGAUAACAAGCAGCGGUUUAGCCUAUUGGAAGAAAAUGGGGAGCUUCUUAUACGUGCAAACCAAGGUCACACUAUAGCGACAGUUGAAACUGAGAGCUUGCUUAAACCUAUAGUUACGCCUGAAGAAGUUCCAGUUUGUGUGCACGGAACCUACAAGAAGAACUUGGAAUCAAUUCUAGAGGUGGGUCUCAAGCGCAUGAAGAGAUUGCAUGUACAUUUCUCUUGUGGCUUGCCAACAGACGGGGAAGUCAUUAGUGGUAUGAGACGAGAUGUUAACGUGUUAAUCUUUCUUGAUGUAAGAAAGGCUUUGGAAGAGGGAAUGAAGCUUUACAUAUCAGACAACAGGGUGAUUUUAACAGAGGGGUUUGAUGGAGUGGUCCCUGUGAAGUACUUCCUGAAGAUAGAGUCAUGGCCAAAGAGAGAGCUCAUACCUUUUUAGAUGGCCUAUUGUCAAUGGAAACGCAAGUAGAAAUUGUCUUUUGGGUUUCCUGAAUGCUUUACAUAUACUAGGAUCAGCCCAGUAAGGUUUUUCGUUUUUCUUUUAUUUUUCCCCUCCAUACAAAUCAGAGUUACUGUUUAGUAUUUGCAAGAAUCGCAUUGUUCCGUUGCAAACAUCUGUUUGCCUCUUAUUCUCUCGCCAAUAUAUGUAUAUGUGUGUGUGUGUGUGGUACAAAGUGGGAAAACAAGGAACUUUUGUUCUGGGACUCUGUAAUCUUCUUUCGUCGGUGCUUUUGUGGAAUUUACAAUUUGAGAAAGUUAUUGA
Sesamum indicum (sesame) is the source of this 1579-nucleotide messenger RNA. RefSeq lists its product as uncharacterized. The record is from RefSeq and is a predicted model, not a curated record. Gene Ontology annotation, biological process: tRNA splicing, via endonucleolytic cleavage and ligation. Gene Ontology annotation, molecular function: tRNA 2'-phosphotransferase activity. Lineage: Eukaryota; Viridiplantae; Streptophyta; Magnoliopsida; Lamiales; Pedaliaceae.